ACCUGGGCAUUCGUAGUUCCGGGUGCGUCCGGCAUGGCGAAAGCGGCCAAGUGCGCCAAGGUGGAGGAGGAGGAGGCGGCGGGUGACUCGGGUGCCCUCUCCGCUUUCCUGGGCUGGUGCGCCGACGCGGGUCUGGAGCUGAGCGCUAAGGUCAGUGUGAGCAGAGAGGGCACAGUAGCUGAUUAUGGCUUGGUGGCCAGGGAAGACAUUGAGGCAGGAGAAGUCCUUUUCACAAUCCCAAGAACGGCAGUCCUUUCGCAGUACACAAGCCCCCUUUCUUCCCUACUAGAGAAAGAGCAAGCCUCUCUGGAGAGUCAGUCCGGCUGGGUUCCACUCCUGCUUUCUUUGCUUCAUGAAUCCACAGCCAGUGAUUCUCGUUGGGGGCCUUAUUUGUCACUGUGGCCUAACUUCAGGGGUCUGGAUCACCCCAUGUUCUGGAGUAAAGAAGAGCGGAUGAGACUUCUGCAAGGAACAGGGAUCCCAGAAGCUGUGGACAAGGACUUGGCCAAUAUCCAGACAGAGUAUUCCUCCAUCAUCCUGCCUUUCCUGAAGGCCCACCCAGAUAUAUUUGACCCUGAGGUGCACACUCUGGAGCUCUACAAGAAGCUGGUGGCCUUUGUCAUGGCAUACAGUUUCCAGGAGCCUUUGGAUGAAGAAGAGGAAGAUGAGGAGGAGCCCAAUCCCCCAGUGAUGGUGCCCAUGGCAGAUCUCUUGAAUCACGUGGCUGACCACAAUGCCAAUUUGGAAUAUUCGCCGGAGGUAUUGAAAAUGGUUGCAACUCAGUCCAUCUGCAAAGGCCAAGAGAUCUUCAACACUUACGGGGAGAUGGCAAACUGGCAGCUCCUCCACAUGUAUGGCUUUGCUGAACCGUAUCCUGGCAACACAGAUGAUUCUGCUGACAUCCAGAUGCUGACACUAUGCAAAGCAGCACUGCAAGCUACAAAGACAGAAGCUCAACGGCAGCUGGUCUUGGAGCAGUGGGACUUCCUCUGCCAGAUGGAGAUGGUGGGUGAGGAAGGGGCUUUUGUGAUCGGCCGGGAGAGAGUCUUAACUGAAGAAGAGCUGGCCAUGGCGUUGAAGGUGCUGACUAUGUCUGCAGAUGAGUUCAAGGAGUUUAAGGAGCAAGAGACCCAGGAACCCAAAGCAGGCGAGGAUGGUGCUAUGUGCCUGAUGCUCUCAAAUACUACAAUACCAAGACUUGAAGCCUCCUGGAAGAAGCUGCUCUUUGAUGCUACACUGCUAACCCUGAAGUCAUACAGCUCAGACUUAAAAGCAGAGGAAGAACUGCUCAGAGACCCUCAAGCUUAUUCAAAACUAAGCAGCCGGGAGAAGUUCGCCCUGCAAGUGCGUUAUGGCCAGAAGAUGAUCUUGCACCAGUUGCUGGAGCUAGCAAGCUAGCUGCAGCUGAGGAAGGCAAGUGCUGUUGGCCUGGGAGGCUUAGCUAAAGGUUUCUAUAAAGGCAGAGGCAUUAUUUUUAUAUAAAAAUGUGUUUCUGUGAGCAUCAAUUACAUCAACAGGUAGCAAAAGACAAUAAUAUGUGUUUGUUUCUGAAUCUGAAGGACAUAACAGUAGGAAAUAUGAUCCCAUAGGAGGGCAAACCUCUUCCUAGUGUUGUUUCUGAGAAAUUGGAGCAUGCAGGCCACAAGCCUUCAUUGUGGCUUGCUUCUUAAUUGGUACUCCAGGAGAUGCUGUCUCUGCACAAGACACUCCAUUUAGGUGGCAUGUCAUAGUGCAGCUACUGUGGCCUUCAGUAAUUUUAUCUAAUUCACUCUUUAGCCAUAUGAGCCAGUAGUGCCUGCCAAUUCAAUAAAUGUGUUUGAAGCUCC
This is a messenger RNA of Lacerta agilis (Sand lizard), 1826 nucleotides long. It is a transcript of the gene SETD6, whose product is annotated as SET domain containing 6, protein lysine methyltransferase. The record is from RefSeq and is a predicted model, not a curated record. The coding region runs from base 34 to 1398 and encodes 454 amino acids. Gene Ontology annotation, molecular function: protein-lysine N-methyltransferase activity; protein binding. NCBI's taxonomy places the organism in Eukaryota, Metazoa, Chordata, Lepidosauria, Squamata, Lacertidae. Gene Ontology annotation, cellular component: nucleus. The transcript is spliced from 9 exons. Gene Ontology annotation, biological process: peptidyl-lysine monomethylation.